Messenger RNA from Nicotiana tabacum (common tobacco), 987 nucleotides. NCBI's taxonomy places the organism in Eukaryota, Viridiplantae, Streptophyta, Magnoliopsida, Solanales, Solanaceae. The record is from RefSeq and is a predicted model, not a curated record.
AGAAAAUGACACGACUUCAGUAGUUGCACAAGUCGAUACGGUUAUUGAAACAAUGGAAUCACAGAAUUUGUCAAUAGAGGAAGUUGAGAUUGAUUUCCUGGGAAAAUUUAAGAAAAUUUUAUUCACCUUAUGGAAAAAUGUUGUGGGGAUUAAAACACAUAAUGAAGAGAAUGUAACACAAAAUUAUCGUGGAGAUCGAGUUGAACGAGUCAGGUUAUAUCACGUUUGGCCAGGAAACAAUGUAUUUUUCCUCAAAGGGUUACUGAUAUGUGGGCCAGAUCCAAGAGGUUUGCUCUUGACUAUUGUCUCUAUUAGCCUCUCAAGUUGGGUUUUUGCUGUUUAUGUUGCAAGGGAUAUAUCAAAACACUCGAGCAUCAAAGUCAGUUUCUGUGUGCUAUUGACCUUAAUUGUUCUUGCCAACUUAAUAAUGGUUAGCGUCAUUGAUCCUGGCAUUAUUCCGAGAAAUAAUGAAUCACCAGCCACUGAGUCGACGGGAAAUGGUAGAAUUAGAAGCAAAAGAGUUGCCAUAAAUGAGGUGGAAAUGAAAUUGAAAUACUGCCGUAUUUGUAACAUACAUCGUCCGCCUAGGAGUUGCCAUUGCGUUAUUUGUGACAAUUGCGUUGAGAAAUUUGACCACCAUUGCCCUUGGAUUGGUCAAUGCAUUGGACUGGUUUGUACAAUUACAAAGAAAUCAGCAAUAUUCCUUGAGCCUAUGACAGAAGAUAAAUUAAUAGCAUGUAUUUAUUUCGAUUUGUGCAGAGGAAUUAUCGACUUUAUGUAUUGCUAUUGGUUAUGGCAACUGUUUACUUCGUCUACAUAUUUGCUUUCUCAUGCAAAAAGAUUCAACAUAAGAAUUCUGGCAAUGGCAUGGGAUUCAUUGGUUUGGUAAAAGAUUGCCCGGAGACAUUGGCAUUGACAUGUUUCAGUUUUGCUGCUGCGUUUUUUGUUGGUGGAUUGACUGCUUACCAUGUGUAUUUGAUUGCUACA